AUGUGGCUAACACCCACUUCCUUCCUCUUGACCUCGGGCUGCGCACUUAUUACGAUUACGCUCAAAGAACAUCUAAUUUUGGAAAACAUUGCAUUGGGCACAAUGUUUACUGUACCUCAAAGUUCCAAAUCAGAGUUUCUGGACAAAGCCAGACUUGCCAGGGAGGAGAGAAAAGGACAGAAAGAAAAGGAGAAAGCAGCAACCACGAUUCAAGCUGUUGUCAGGGGUUUCGUUUGUCGUUCCAAGCUCCAAAGGGAAUUAAGGAAAGAGAUUGAUGACUAUUUUGAAAACUCUGAGACUACAACAUCAAAAAGAAAUGCACUUUCUAUUUUCAAAAUUGCCCGGAAAUUAUUAUUCAUAUACCGUCUGGAGGAUAAGCAGCGAUUCGAAAAACUUUGCCGUGCUAUUCUUGCGAGUAUGGAGGUUGAAAAUGAGCCUAAAGUUUGGUAUGUGUCAUUGGCACUUUCUAAAGACCUAACUAUUGCCUGGCUCAAACAGAUAAAGGAUGUUUUGUGGACUUGUUGUAUCUUGCUUAAAAAGUUAAAGCCUGACAUACUUCAGGACAAUAAAAUCAUAACCUUGUAUCUUACCAUGCUGGUGACUUUCACUGACACCUCUACUUGGCGAAUAGUCAAAGGAAAAGGUGAAGCACUAAGACCUGCUUUAACUCGAAUCUGUGAAAAUGUUAUGGGACAUCUUAACCAAAAGGGGUUCUAUUCAAUAUUACAGAUUUUACUGACCAAUGGCUUAGCACGUUCUAGGCCAUCUCUAUCCAAAGGAACUCUAACUGCAAUUUUCACCCUGGCGCUGAGACCAGUUCUUGCGGCACACUUUUCUGAUAACUUACUGAGAUCAUUCCUAUUGCACAUUAUGUCAGUACCAGCAGUUGUACAUCACAUAAAUGUUCUCACACCAGAGUGUAUGGCAACUAUUCAGACACAUGAUCUCCUACGGAAAUUUAUUCUGUUUCUAAGCCGUGAAGAACAGUGCUCAGAUAUAUGUGUAUGUUUAGAGGGGAGUCAUACCCUCUGCUUACUAGGAAACCUCAUUCACCUGGGAUACCAUAGUGAGAAAGUCCUAGAGGAAGAGGCAGGUCAUUUUGUGAAGGAUCUGACUGACAUGCUGUCAUACUGUCAGAGAUAUGUCUCCCAAAAGAAAUCUAAUCUCACUCACUGGCACCCUGUCCUGGGCUGGUUCUCCCAAAGUGUUGACUAUGGUUUGAACGAGUCAAUGCCACUGGUCACAAAACAACUUCAAAACUUGUGGGGUGUUUCAAUUAUUCGGACACUUUUCAAUGAUGUUCUUUCCAAAAAACUGGAGAGCCAAGAGCCAACUCCUCCUUCCCCCCAAUCACCCCAGCCAAGCACAUCGCAAAACAAUCUACCUGUUAAAAACCUCUUCAGGCGAGCUUUUCAGAAGUCGGCGUCAGUGCGAAACAUCUUGAAGCCAGUUGGAGGAAAACGUGUUGACUCUGCAGAAGUUCAGAAAGUGUGUAGUAUUUGUGUGCUCUAUCAGACUGCCUUGUCUACACUAACGCAGAUACGCCUUCAAAUACUUACAGGUCUAACACAUCUGGACGAACUUCUGCCUAAGCUUUGGGCUUUCAUCUGUGAGCUUGGGCCACAGGGCGGGCUCAAACUGUUUAUGGAGUGUCUAAAUAAUGAUACAGAAGAGUCCAAACAGCUCCUGGCCAUGCUGAUGCUGUUCUGUGACUGCUCGCGACAUCUUAUCACUAUUUUGGAUGAUAUUGAGGUGUAUGAAGAACAAACGUCUUUUAAAAUAGAAGAACUCCUCACCAUUUCUUCUUUUCUCAACACAUUUGUCUUUAAAAUGAUCUGGGAUGGCAUUUUAGAAAAUGCAAAAGGAGAAAAACUGGAGUUAUUUCACAGUGUUCAUGGGUGGUUAAUGGUUCUUUAUGAGCGUGACUGUCGAAGAAAAUUCACUCCAGAUGAACACUGGUUGCGCAAGGAUUUGAAGCCUAGUGUGUUAUUCCAAGAACUGGAGAAAGGAAAGAAGAGAGCCCAACUUCUUCUACAGUACAUACCACAUGUUAUUCCUCAUAAAAAUAGAGUGCUGCUGUUUAGAAAUAUUGUGACUAAAGAAAAAGAAACAUUAGGAUUGGUGGAGACAAGUUCUGCAUCACCACACGUCACUCAUAUAACAAUCCGUCGCUCGAGGAUGUUGGAGGAUGGGUAUGACCAGCUGCGAAGAUUGCCUGUCAAUUCUAUCAAAGGUGUGAUCAGGGUGAAGUUUGUGAACGACCUGGGAGUCGACGAGGCUGGAAUAGACCAGGAUGGUGUAUUUAAAGAAUUUUUAGAAGAGAUUAUUAAGAAAGUGUUCAACCCAGCGCUAAACCUUUUCAAGACGACAAGCGGAAAUGAACGACUUUAUCCCUCUCCCACAUCGUAUAUUCACGAAAACCAUCUGCAGUUGUUUGAGUUUGUUGGAAAGAUGCUUGGGAAGGCUGUGUAUGAGGGGAUUGUUGUUGAUGUUCCCUUCGCCUCAUUUUUUCUGAGUCAAGUCUUGGGUCACCAUCACAGUUCAUUCUACAGCUCCAUUGAUGAGCUGCCGUCACUGGAUUCAGAGUUUUACAAAAACCUUACAUCAAUAAAGCGUUAUGAUGGAGAUGUGGGAGAUCUAGGACUUACUCUGUCUUAUGAUGAGGAUGUCAUGGGGCAGUUGGUUUGCCACGAAUUAAUGCCUGGAGGAAAAACUAUGCCAGUUACCAAUGAGAAUAAGAUCAGCUACAUCCACCUCAUGGCUCACUUUCGGAUGCACACACAGAUUAAAGAUCAAACUAUUGCUUUCAUUCGCGGCUUCCGCAGUAUCAUUAACCCUGAGUGGCUGCAUAUGUUUUCUACACCCGAAGUCCAGCGCCUCAUCUCAGGAGACAAUGCAGAGAUUGACCUAGAUGAUCUUAAGAAACAUACUGUUUACUAUGGAGGCUUUCAUAGCAGCCACCGUGUUAUUAUCUGGCUCUGGGACAUUUUGUCUUGUGACUUCAAUGCAGAGGAGAGGGCCAUGUUCCUCAAAUUUGUCACCAGUUGUUCAAGGCCACCACUUCUUGGUUUUGCUUACCUAAAGCCCCCGUUUUCAAUCCGCUGUGUAGAGGUUUCAGAUGAUCAGGACACUGGUGACACACUGGGCAGUGUCCUUAGGGGCUUUUUCACUAUUCGCAAGAAGGAGCCUGGAGGUCGACUACCCACCUCAUCUACAUGCUUCAACCUGCUCAAGCUGCCAAAUUAUAGCAAAAAGAGCAUUUUACGGGAUAAACUCAGAUAUGCUAUUAGCAUGAACACAGGCUUUGAGCUCUCUUAA
Knipowitschia caucasica is the source of this 3318-nucleotide messenger RNA. Lineage: Eukaryota; Metazoa; Chordata; Actinopteri; Gobiiformes; Gobiidae. The record is from the annotation of a GenBank genome assembly.